AUGCAAGCCAACAUAGGGAGGCACCUAUGCGGGUGCUACAUAUUCAACUCGGAGACCUGCAAACGUAGCUACUUACCGCAGGUCAAUAUGGACGCCCACACAACAAUCUUGUCAAUGGCCUCUCGCACAGUACUGACGCAAACUUUUUUCAAUGGCUCCGAAAACGCGUUGGAUGAGAUAAGGUAUGCUUUUCCGUUGUACGACGGCGUCAGCGUCGUCGAUUUCUACUGCCAAGUCGGAAAACGCACAAUUUAUGGUCUAGUCAAAGAAAAGAACGAUGCCAAAAAGACCUACGAAGAGGCCAAGGAACGAGGUGAAAGCGCUGCGUUGCUGGAACAGCUACCUAAUGCCGCCGAUGUCUUUACAACUACAAUUGGCAAUAUUCCCUCUAAUGCAACAGUGAAAAUCACUAUCAAAUAUGUGCAGGAGCUCAAGCAUGAUGCCCAAGUCGAUGGCCUGCGCUUUACCAUGCCAACAUCGAUUGCUCCGCGCUACUACAAAGGUUACUCCGGAGGUUAUGCUUCAGAACUACAAGAAUCACUAAAACAAAUACCUUCUAAAGAAAUUUCAAUCACCGUGGAUAUCAGCAUGCCUGAGGGUGUCCCGAUCAAAAAGAUUGUUUCUCCCUCCCACCCUAUCCAAGUCACACUUGGUUCACUAUCCAGCAGUGCCAUUGAUGAGAAUCAGUCACUUUCUCAAGGUUCAGCCACUCUUGCUCUAGGUACGACGGGACUUGAGAAUGAUUUUAUCCUUCAAGUGGUUGCAAAGGACAUCGGUGUUCCUCAAGCAAUUUUAGAGCAACACCCAACGUCGCCAAAUCAACGCGCUUUGAUGACUACCUUGGUACCAAAGUUCAAUCUCAAGUCGCAGAAACCAGAAAUCAUUCUCAUUGCAGAUCGUUCGGGUAGUAUGCGAGGGGAGAACAUGACCACUCUCGUGGCGGCACUGAAAAUAUUUUUGAAGUCGAUUCCUCUUGGCUGCACAUUCAACAUCUGCUCUUUCGGGUCAAGUCAUAAGUUCCUUUGGCAUAAAAGCCAGAUAUACGAUGAGAAAACGCUGCAGCAGGCGAUCAAACAUGUUCAGGAUUUUGACGCCAGCUUCGGUGGAACAGAAACUCUUGCCGCCGUCGAGGCAUGUGUCGAAGCCCGUAGCAAGGAUGGCCCGACUGAGCUUAUUUUGCUCACCGAUGGUGACAUAUGGUCUCAGGACGAGCUUUUCAGCUAUCUUUCCCGUGAAACUGAGAGUGGAGAUAUUCGCGUCUUCCCCUUGGGUAUUGGUGGAGGGGUAUCGAGUGCAUUGAUUGAGGGUGUCGCAAGGGCGGGGUGUGGCUUUGCUCAGAUGGUCACAGACAACGAGAAGAUGGAUAGCAAGGUGGUUCGCAUGCUGAAGGGAGCACUUACUCCACAUAUCAAGGAUUAUCGUCUGGAGAUCAAAUAUGAAGAUGGUAGCGUCGAGAAUGUCGCCGAUGGCCUUCGCGUACACCUCGAUCCCAAGGACUCCAAGGACUCAAGUGACAAAACAGAAACCAAGCCUAUAUCAUUGUACGACCCUGGUUUUAAAGAAGAGCACCCUAAGGAAGGCGAGUCAAAGGACGUUUUCGCAGGUCUUCCGGAUGUCCAGCGUCCAAGUCUCCUGCAAACGCCUCACAAUAUUCCUUCUUUAGUUCCCUUCCAUCGUACUUGCGUAUACUUGCUCAUUGCGCCCGAAUCCUCGCACUUAAAGCUCAAGAGUGUGUUCCUAAGAGGCACCUCCCCACAAGGUCCUCUCGAGCUCGAAAUUCCAGUCGAGUCGCGCAAGGAUGCCGACGACAUGAUCCACCAGCUCGCUGCACGAAAAGCAACCCAAGAGCUUGAGGAAGGCCGAGGCUGGAUCUCAGGUGCUACCAUCGAUGACACUGGUGUGCUGAUCAAGGAAAAGCAUCCAAGCAUGUAUGCUCUGCUCCAAAGACGCGAAGCCGUACGUUUUGGAGUUGAAUUCCAGGUUGGAGGGAAAUACUGCUCCUUCGUAGCAGUUGAAGCAAAUAAAUCCACUAUUGCUGAGAUGCGCCAGAAAGCUCUGCAAGCAACGAUUGACAGAGAUGUUGCUAGCAAAGACGAAGAAGAAGAAAGUGAAGAUUGGGACAUGAUCGAUGAGGAAGCUCCAUUAAGUCAAUCUCGGUCGCUCCACUCAACACCGCACUCAAGGCAAAUAGCCGGAGCCAUGCUCAGCGAUAGAAGCUUGAGUCAUAGAAGCCUAGGUCGUAGAAGCGGCGGUAGAGGCGGCGCGGCCGCCAUGGGCUACUUCAAGCCCCUUCCCGCAUCCGCAAGCCAGUCGAGAAGUCGAGGCGGCUUCUGCAACUUCAGUGCGGAAGAAGAAAAAGAGCAAGAGGACGAUGACUCGGACGAGGACAUGGGAUGUGGACUUUUUGAUGACGAUGAACCUAGUGCUGCACCACCCUCCAUCAUCGACCCCGGAAAAUUCCUCCAGCGUCUAAUCGCGCAGCAAUCCUUCUCCGGCACUUGGCCAUCUAUCCCGGGUCUUCCGUGCAGGGAAAUGGGCAUCAACGUUGCGGAGGCGAUGGAAGUGGCGCAGAGACUCGUUGACGAUGGAGUAGCAAAAGACGUGAGCGUGGCGGAACAGUAUGUAGCUACGGCUGCGGUGAUUAGCUUUUUGGAGAAGAAGAUGGCGAAUGAGGAGGACACGUGGGAGUUGGUUGUUGAGAAGGCGAGGACGUGGCUGGAGGAUACGGUUGAUGAUGCGUAUCUUGACAGGGUGUUGGUGGCUGGUAAGAGUAUUGUGGGUGCUUGA
Molecule: messenger RNA, 2787 nt
Organism: Bipolaris victoriae FI3
Lineage: Eukaryota; Fungi; Ascomycota; Dothideomycetes; Pleosporales; Pleosporaceae
Exons: 7
Coding region: 1-2787 (928 amino acids)
Source: RefSeq, a predicted model, not a curated record